AUGACCGAUGCUAUGGUGCGACCCGACCUUCAGGCCGCCGCGGCCAAGGGGCCUGUUCAACAACCAAUCGCGGGCUGGGGCGGCCCAUGCGUUCUCGACCGCUGGAUCAAGGCCACCUCCUUACAUAAGACGAUUGUCGGGUUCGAGGCACCUCAGUUUGAGGCCCAGUCGCCCCGCAUGUUCUGUGUUCGAUGGCAUGCGGCGUCCACCCGGACAGGUUGCGUGCUUCCAAUGCACUUGGCGUCGUGCAAUCGAAGCCAUGCGAGCCCGCCGGUCCACCGGGAGGCGAUCCUCAACGAGCAGGUGGGCACCCUCGUUGGUUCUCGAUGCGACUUUGCCGAUCUGCAACAUGCGUCUCUCGACAUCCCGGCUUUGUCGCAAAAGCGACAGAUGACGGAAGCAACAGACCACCCCCGCAGAGCCGAUAGGCGGUGGGCAAUCGCACAAUUGAAGAAAGACAUCAGCGCCGGGCGGAACAGAGACAUUGAGGUGCCCUCGGCCGAGAAGGCUGGGCCUGCAGCAACUGAGUUGGCACCCGGGGGUAAGGAUCAGGAAACAGAGAGUCGGAGGACUUCCAUGUUGGAGCUGGAAAGCGCUCGACGGAACUAUCAGUCGAGUCGUCUCGGAAAGCCCGGCCCAGGAUUGCACCCAUCCCUCCGAAAAAGGGCACCGCCGGGUGUUCGAUGUACCGUCCGUGCAUGA
Messenger RNA from Thermothielavioides terrestris NRRL 8126, 702 nucleotides. RefSeq lists its product as uncharacterized. NCBI's taxonomy places the organism in Eukaryota, Fungi, Ascomycota, Sordariomycetes, Sordariales, Chaetomiaceae. The coding region runs from base 1 to 702 and encodes 233 amino acids. The record is from RefSeq and is a predicted model, not a curated record. The transcript is spliced from 6 exons.